Molecule: messenger RNA, 1065 nt
Organism: Salvia splendens (bonfire salvia)
Lineage: Eukaryota; Viridiplantae; Streptophyta; Magnoliopsida; Lamiales; Lamiaceae
Exons: 2
Coding region: 1-1065 (354 amino acids)
Biological process (GO): DNA transposition; DNA integration
Molecular function (GO): DNA binding
Source: RefSeq, a predicted model, not a curated record
AUGAUGCAAGGCAAAGCAACAGGAUAUCAACACAAAGAUAAACUUAUGUUAGAUGAAGACAAGUUUAGAAACCUGUCCAUGCUUGAGAGAUCAACCAUAAGGAAGGUUGCUUCUAAGAUGGAAGUAAGCAAUACAACAAUUGGUAGAUUUCUUAAGAGUAAUCAGUUGAAACCUCGCACAAGUGCUAUCAAGCCUACACUUACUGAAACCAACAAAAUUGCAAGGAUGAAAUGGUGUCUUUCUCAUAUUCAGCCAACACUAGCUGAAGGUAAACUUCUUUACCAUUCAAUGCACAACAUUGUUCAUAUUGACGAGAAAUGGUUCUACAUGACAAAGACAUCAGAUAGAUACUACCUUUUGCCGGAUGAAGAUGUGCCAUACAGGUCCUGUAAGUCCAAGAGAUUCAUCACUAAAGUGAUGUUCAUGGCUGUUGUCAGUAGGCCACUUUGUGGGCCUGAUGGAGAAAUCAUAUUCGAUGGUAAAAUAGGCUUAUUCCCAUUCACAGAACAAAUACCAGCCCAAAGAAGUUCAAAGAACAGGCCAAAAUGGACACUUGAGACAAAGCCUAUUCAAUCAAUUACCAAGGAAGUCAUGACAGCUUGUCUCCUAAGCCAGAUUAUACCAACAAUCAAGGCCAAAUGGCCAGCCAAUGCAAGCAAGAAGAUUUUCAUACAGCAAGAUAAUGUCAAACCUCACCUUAGAGCUGCUGAUCAACAGUUUAAGUCACUUGCUAAUACUGAUGGGUUUGAAUUCCAUCUAAUUAGCCAACCACCCAACUCCCCCGACACAAAUGUGUUAGACCUUGGGUAUUUCAGGGCAAUACAGUCACUUCAAGAUGACAAGAUGACCACAAGUGUAGAUGACUUGCUUAGGAAUGUGUUUACCUCAUUUGAAGAACUCUCACCACAGACUCUGAAUAGAGUAUUCAUCACAUUGCAAAGCUGUUUGACAGCAAUAUUACAAGUGCAAGGGAAGAAUGACUACAAGAUCCCUCAUUUAAACAAGGACAGAUUACACAGAACAGAGGGCUGCCUUUACAACUUUAGGUUGAAGAGGGUUUGGUGA